This is a messenger RNA of Ochlerotatus camptorhynchus, 2649 nucleotides long. RefSeq names its product G2/mitotic-specific cyclin-A-like. The coding region runs from base 469 to 1944 and encodes 491 amino acids. The transcript is spliced from 5 exons. Gene Ontology annotation, biological process: mitotic cell cycle phase transition; regulation of cyclin-dependent protein serine/threonine kinase activity. Lineage: Eukaryota; Metazoa; Arthropoda; Insecta; Diptera; Culicidae. Gene Ontology annotation, cellular component: cyclin A2-CDK2 complex; cytoplasm; nucleus. The record is from RefSeq and is a predicted model, not a curated record. Gene Ontology annotation, molecular function: cyclin-dependent protein serine/threonine kinase regulator activity.
AAUCCCUCCAUUUGAAGUGAAAUUCUUGCAGCAAAAGGAAGCAUCAAUCGGGGCCCGUGGAUUUUCGGCCGCAUCCGUUUAUUUUAGAUUGAUUUCCUGUUUCGUUAGUGUCCUUCACCUUCGGCCCGGUAGCCUUAUUCGCGAUGUGGAUUUAACAUCGAUGGAAUUUCGCAACAGAAUUGUGCAUCGGCUUGAUCGAAAGGAUCUUCUCGGAGCAAAAAAAAAAAAGAAGUAAGUAGCCAAAAGUGAAGCGAACGCGGGAGAGAGACAAAGCACUGAAGUGAGGAGAUUCCGAAUCAGAGUGAGAUACAAAACGGAUAAAAAGUCAACUGUAGCAAGAAGUGCUGCGCAGCGAAAAAUAACAAAAGUUCACUACUUCACCGCUUUUGGAAGAGCAGGCUGAGGAGACGGAAAACAAUAGCGCUGUAACAAUCAACUACUGUGACGCAAACAAUAUACGUCAACAGAAUGGCGACAUUCAGGAUCCACGAGGAUUUGGAGAAAGAGAACCGUGUUCUUGCGGCCAAAAGCGCAGCAAUUGUCGUUGGAAGUAAACAGCAACCGCAACAACAGCAGCAGCAGUUCCAGCAACGGUCUACAUUGGGCGUUUUGAUUCCCCUGACCAAUACCGGACGAUCCGAAGUGCAAAUUGCUGGAGAAAAAGCGGUCUUGAAGGAUCCUAAAUUGAAGAUUAAGCCUACCGCGGUCAUCAAACCCAAAGCAGACGAAAAAAGUACCGUAACGGUCGUUCAAGCUAAGGCCGUACCAAAACAACCGAGCGAACCAUACAAAACUUUCCAAGUAUAUGAUGAAUCGAAGGAAAACGAAUCGGCUGUUCCGAAAAAGGAUGAUUCUCUGCAUGAAGCGAAGCGAGAACCCCUCCAGGAGCUGAAGAAUGCCGAACUACUAACGCCCAUGUCGGUGGGUGAUAGCUUCUCGCCCAUGUCCGUGGACAAGUCGGUCAUCCAGGUGGAGGACACUUCCCUUGUACCCCGGAACGAUCGUGAACGCUUCUUCGAAGUAGAAGAAUACCAGCUCGAUAUCCUGGCAUAUCUCAAAGAGGCCGAAAAGCGUCACCGUCCGAAACCGGCUUACAUGAAGAAACAACCGGAUAUCAACCACUCGAUGCGCACCAUUCUGGUGGAUUGGCUCGUGGAGGUUUGCGAAGAGUAUCGCUUGCAAAGCGAAACUCUCUGUCUGGCAAUUUCCUACAUUGAUCGAUUCCUCAGCUUCAUGUCAGUAGUUCGCGCAAAGCUGCAACUGGUUGGCACUGCUGCCAUGUUCAUUGCUGCGAAAUACGAGGAAAUCUACCCGCCAGACGUGGGUGAGUUUGUGUACAUCACUGACGAUACCUACACCAAGACGCAAGUGCUUCGUAUGGAGCAGCUAAUCCUGAAGGUGCUCGGAUUUGACCUAUCCGUACCAACCACUUUGGUAUUUACUACCGUCUACUGCGUUAUGAACGACGUGCCGGAUAAGGUGAAAAACAUGUGCAUGUACCUUUGUGAAUUGUCACUGCUGGACGCGGAUCCAUUCCUUACGUAUUUACCGUCGAAGAUUUCGGCCGGUGCUUUGGCUCUCUCCCGCUACACGCUCGAUCUGCCCAUCUGGUCACGGAUGCUGGAGACGAACACCGACUACCAGCUAGAGGAUCUUAAAGAUAUCAUUCUGGACUUGAACAAAGUGCACCAGAAGGUGGAAUCGCUGGGACAGCAGGCCAUUCAGGAGAAGUUCAAGGGAAGCAAAUACAUGCAGGUGGCAACGAUUCCAGCCACCGAACUGUCCGAGGAAACAUUCGACAACAUGUGCAAAUCGUUCGCAGCGAUAUCGUCUGCGGCUGCCGAAGCAGAAGCCAGCACGAUUUCCACCACCACUGUGACUGGUUCCGCCCUGAAUCAGAAAGACUCGAUGCGGGAAAUGAUGUCAUCGUUGUUGUUUGUCUAGAGAGACCCCCAUGUCAAUUGCCUCCUGGUCCUCGUCCUUGUCCUUGCCGAAUAUCCCCACUCCCCGCACAACCCGCAGCAACAUGUUUCUUUUUUGUUUUGUAUAGGUUUAUUGCCUGAUUAUCUUUUAGACUGCGUCCUAGCCUGAGUAACUUUUUUAUUUUGUUUUAAAAUCCACAUUCUGCACGACAAACAUGUUCAACAAUGACGAUUUGCACCUUCAACAACCAGUUUGACGAAGUAAUCAAUACCUUUUAUGAUAAAGAAUCCUCCCGCACCGCGCUAUGUCAUCGUCGGAAUACGAAAGCAUGGCAGAGGAACGAUGAUUGUAUUUAAUUAGCUAGUAUUUGUGUAUACAAUGGAUAACGUGUUCUAUUUGUAGUUUUUGAAAUGUUAACACUACUACUUAAGUCAACUAUUCGAAAGUAGGAUUACAAAAAUUUUGAGAGAAGUACGAUUUUGCAACCGAAACUUCCAACGCAUAAUGCACACCAGUAAAAACAAAAAAUCUAUUCCUUACUCGUGGAAUUUUUAUAAAGUAAAUAAAUUAGUCAAAAUGCAACUUUCCAAAUUUUACUCUCAGUCCGGACGAAAUUGCCGGUCAACACUCACUGGAUGAUUCUUACCGCAUCAGCACCUGCAACGAACCUGUUUAGUUGAAUAAGAGUUAGUUUGUCGAUUUCCAACGAAAGUUCAAAAUAUACGA